Molecule: messenger RNA, 2674 nt
Organism: Aspergillus alliaceus
Lineage: Eukaryota; Fungi; Ascomycota; Eurotiomycetes; Eurotiales; Aspergillaceae
Product: putative exonuclease
Exons: 3
Coding region: 212-2437 (741 amino acids)
Biological process (GO): mismatch repair; DNA recombination; DNA double-strand break processing
Cellular component (GO): nucleus
Molecular function (GO): DNA binding; 5'-3' DNA exonuclease activity; 5'-flap endonuclease activity
Source: RefSeq, a predicted model, not a curated record
AACCUCGUUGUCCAGGUCAUACAUAACUCGAUGACCUGCCAACCUGGUUGAUUUGCUUCCCACCCAUAUUUCUACGGAAGUCGCUCCCCAUGGUUCUCGUGCCCACCGCCCUUCUUGAGUCCUAACCACCGACGGUCAGAGCUGUUACCCGUUUUGGAUGUUCAACUAAACAACCUAACGAGGAGCAGCUCGACUUUCCAACGGUUCUACAAUGGGUAUUAAAGGGCUACAUGGUCUUCUCAAGUCAAUUCAGAAACCAUGCCACUUGAAAAAGUUUAGCGGGCAGACGCUUGGAGUCGAUGCAUAUGGAUGGCUGCAUCGUGGGACUGUCGCCUGCGCCGUGGACUUGGUUCUGGGCCGGCCGACUACUAAACAUGUCGAUUACGUACUGAAUCGGGUUCGCAUGUUACUUUUCUUUGGAGUAACACCGUACCUUGUCUUCGAUGGCGAUAAUCUACCGAGUAAAGCCGGCACCGAGACUGAUCGGUAUCAAAGACGUCAAGAGAGCAAGGCCCUGGGCUUAGAACUUCUACGAAAGGGGAGGACGGCAGAAGCUUAUCAAGAAUUCCAGAAAGCGGUGGAUGUGACGCCUUUGAUGGCUCGCCAAUUGAUCGAUGAGCUGAAGAAAAUGAAUGUUCAGUAUGUAGUGGCUCCGUAUGAGGCGGAUGCACAGCUCGUCUAUCUCGAGCGCCAUGGCAUUAUCAACGGUAUCAUUUCGGAAGACUCUGAUUUGUUGGUGUUCGGUGCUAAAAGACUUUUGUCCAAACUCGAUCAGCAUGGUGAUUGUAUCGAGAUUAACCGAGCAGAUUUCACGGCUUGCCGCGAAGUUAGCCUUAUAGGAUGGACGGACGCUGACUUCAGACGCAUGUGUAUCCUUAGUGGCUGUGAUUACCUGCCCAAUAUUGCGAGGCUGGGGCUAAAGACAGCCUAUCGGUGUAUUCGCAAAUACAGGAACAUUGAAAAAGCGCUGCGCAUGCUUCAAUUUGAGGGCCAAUACCAUGUUCCUACAAAUUAUUUGGAAAACUUCAAACAGGCAGAGCUUACUUUCCUCUAUCAGCGGGUAUUUUGCCCGCGAGCUGGGAUGCUCGUGACUCUGACCCCACCGGCGGACAAUGUAAACCUGGAAGAAUUGCCGUUCAUUGGUAGUGAUGUGGAACCUGAGCUUGCAACGGGGGUCGCUCGUGGUGAUUUGGAUCCAAUGACAAAGGAACCACUGAUAUUGAACCCUGCACCCGUGGGUAGGCUCUUGCACGGCAUUCAUCGUCGACAGACGCUCGGUUCAUCUGCCGAAUUGAAGCCAAACAAGCCUAUUAGUGCCUUCUUUACACCUAAGCGGGCCCCCUUAGCUGAGCUGGAUCCGAAUAGUCUCUCUCCAUCCCCCAGCCAGCAAAGAUUACUGCAACGACAUGCCAAUACUUCUUGGGAUAGUACUCCUGUAACGCCUCGGUCAGAUAUAGCCCGAUCCACUACCUCGAACCGGCUAUCCAGCCCAUUAGUCAGGAGUGUGGAACGGAACUCGUUUCUGGCUCAUGCCUCUAAGACAUCCGCCUUGCAGCCCAUCAAGCGGCAACGGCUUUGUUCUGAAACGGACGAGGCCCACCAUCCGAGCCUUCCCGAUUGUCGCAGCCGUUUCUUUGCUCACCCCUCGAACGAUUCAAGCCCGAGCGGGGUGACAGGGGCUCGAAGCAAGAAAGCGCGGAAGUCAACUUUGGACGUGUUCUCUGAUGAAGUUGCUGAGGAUAUUAUGACACAGCUUGUAGAUUCCACAGAGGCUACGAAUGACUGCAAGACCGAGCCUCGUGAUGACAGCUGUCUUGGAAAAGCGCCCCCGCAAAGCACUUCACAUACUGCGACGGAAGACCCCCAAAUUGCAGAUUAUAAAACCCCUGCAGACGAGUCACUCGAAAGUGCUGCGACUACAGAGGAGGCUUCUGUUAGUGCGGAUUCCAAUCCUGAAGUGUUUCGUCAAGUACUUGACUGUCAUGUCGCCAAACAAAACUCUUCUUUGCUGUCGAAGUUUACCUUCGAAGGGGAUAUCAGCCCCAAGGUGGAUAUGCCAGAAACAAAGAGUCCGCAAAUUCAUCGUCCACUUCUUGCUAGAUCUCCUUCUAGAGCAAAAUCUGGUGUGUCCCGAAGCCCUUCAAGGCGACAACGCUUAACUCCUUUGCAACGUCUGGGCCAGACCGCAUUGGCUCGGUCACGAUCUCUGAACUUUAUUGCCCCUUCUCUUUCGGCAUCAAGUGAUUCAAAAAAGUCCCUGGGAGCAGGCAGCCCAAAGGCAAAUAUAACCCCUGUCACAUGUUCUCUCAUUCAAGGAAGUGAAGAUAUGAUUGUUCCGGACAGUGAAGAAGAAGACGGCGAACGUGAUGAAACAGGACCCACUCGGACAUCAGUUGCAUUCAACCUCCAGCGAUUCUCCUACGCAACCAACAAGUGAUUCUAGACCGUAUGCAUUAUCAACACUAUAAUACAAAGCGACAUAAAUCUUGGUGCGUUGGUGUUUUCUGGUAUUAUCUCUUUUUGUUUUUCCUUGGGGUCUACCUGGAAGAGAUACACGGGGUUGAGGUAUCGUUAAAUUAUAUAUGGUUUUGGUCGUGUAUACCCUACAUUGGACCAUAUUGGAGAUAGACCUUCAUUGCAUAAUCUUUGGUUUAUAAAUAUGCAUGGAAUCGUG